ACUUGUCAUCUUGUCAGUCAAACCGGUCAGCUCAGCUUCGAGUUGUUGGAAGUUGUUAGAAGUGAUGACGAUUUAUAAAAUGCUUAGAUUUUCCCUAUUAGUAUUUUCAUCGAUAUUGUUAGUAAAUGCACAGGUUCAGAUUGAACCGAAGCUCGUUAACAAAAAUGUAGAACGUACGAUCGAUUUAACUUCUCACUUGGUCAAAUUAACAGCAACGAUAACCUUAGAAAACACAGGAUCAUCGCCGAUUUCCAAUUAUCUCGUAGUUCUUGAGCCUGAAACUGCAGGUAAUCUCUCUUUUAUAUCCGUUAAAGAUGCCCUUAAAGAAGAAUUGAAAAUAAAAGCAGUAGUUGUUGCUGGACACAAAGAUAAGGUGUUCUACAAUGUUCAGUUGAAACAGCCUCUUGGAGCAUCUAGAACUGCUGUAAUAUUUUUGGAAAGUGUACUCACAGGAGCCCUAGUUCCAUAUCCUAGUGAAAUUGCCCAAAAGGACAAGCAACUCGUGAGGUACUUCGGAAGCCAUUACUUCUACACUCCUUAUCAGACGAAUAAACAAACUACUGCUGUUACGUUGAGUUCAAGGAAUAUUGAGAAUCACACUAAAUUGAAACCAGUAUCACAGUCAGAUUCCACAAUAAAUUAUGGUCCUUACACUGACAUAGCACCUUUCAGUUUCGAUGAAAUGAGUAUUCAUUAUGAAAACAAUUCUCCGUUCUUGACUGUCACUCGUUUAUACAGAUUGAUCGAAAUUUCUCACUGGGGAAACAUUGCAGUUGAAGAAAAUAUCGAUGUUGUGCACAGUGGAGCAAAAUUGAAGGGACCUUUCUCCAGAUAUGAUUAUCAAAGAGAUACAAGCAGUAAUCACCACAGUAUUAAGUCCUAUAAAACCAUUCUACCAGCUGCAGCUUAUAAUAUUUACUAUAGGGAUAGUAAUGGAAAUAUUUCCACAUCAACUGUUCGUCCCAGAAAAGACUACAUUGAACUAGAGCUCAGACCAAGAUUCCCCCUGUUUGGAGGUUGGAAAAGUUCCUAUACUUUGGGAUACAACGUUCCUAGUUACCAGUAUCUGUAUAAGAAAGGAGGAAAUGAAUACGUACUCUCCAUGCGACUUCUGGAUCACAUAUACGAUGAUAUGCAUGUUGAAGAACUUCAAACAGAUGUGGUUCUUCCUGUUGGUGUACAAAACGUCAAAUUAUCAACUCCUUACGACGUUCAUCGUUUGGAAGAUGGAAAGACAUACAAAUACUUAGAUAAUCUUGGUCGUGUUGUUAUAAGGCUGAAGAAAACAAAUUUAGUGGAGCAGCACAUACAAGAUUUGGAAAUCACAUACCAAUGGGAUACGAUCACUCUCAUACACGAGCCUAUACUAUUAGCAUUGGCACUUUUUGCUUUGUUCAUUAUUGUUAUAAUCUAUGUGAGAUUAGACUUUUCUAUCCAUAAGUCUGAAAAGAAGGAAUAGUAGUUCAUUCACAGAGUGAAUGAAAUUGUGUCAGUUUUGUUACACUCUAGUUUUGUUCCGAUUGAUAAAAGCUUUCGUUAUUUUAUAGAACGGUGAUCACAAUUCAGGAAGAUUACAAAAUUUCCUCGAUGACAUUAGUAAUAGUAGGUUUUGUACUGAAAUACGAAAUGAAUAAAGCAUUUAUAUGAAUAGAUCAAAUAUAUAUUUAUAUGUA
Molecule: messenger RNA, 1673 nt
Organism: Coccinella septempunctata (seven-spotted ladybird)
Lineage: Eukaryota; Metazoa; Arthropoda; Insecta; Coleoptera; Coccinellidae
Product: dolichyl-diphosphooligosaccharide--protein glycosyltransferase subunit 1
Exons: 1
Coding region: 65-1459 (464 amino acids)
Cellular component (GO): membrane; oligosaccharyltransferase complex
Source: RefSeq, a predicted model, not a curated record